AUGGUAUCUUUCACCAGCCCCGGUGCUAGUCAUCGGCAGAAUCUGGUCACGUUUGGCUUUUCUAUUCUUGCCCUGGUGGCCACUCUUCAGGCGGUCUCUGCUGCUUCUGUUCAUGGUGUGCAUCGCCAUAGAGGUCUUCACGUCGAGGUGGAAAACACCACGCUUAGUGUCGACACAGAAGGCACUUUUGGAGUCGAUGCAGAAGUCGACGUUAAUGAUAAUACUCCUUCUUCGUCUUACUGGCUUGAGACUAUUGAGAAGAGGGGUGUCGCCACUUUCAACAAUGCUUCAUCCACAUACAAAGUGUUCAGGAAUGUCCGUGACUAUGGUGCUAAAGGUGAUGGAGUCACUGAUGACACAAAUGCCAUCAACGCUGCCAUCCAGGAAGGUGCCCGCUGCAUGGGCGGAACCUGCGACUCCUCGACCGUCACUCCCGCUGUAGUUUAUUUCCCACCUGGAACAUACUCCAUUUCCAGCCCUAUCAUUGCAGUUUACUAUUCCCAACUCAUCGGUGACCCAACCAACCGCCCCACCAUCAAGGGUACUGCCAACUUCACUGGUCUCGCCCUCAUUGAUGCUGACCCGUACAUCCCCGGGGGCUACGGUGCCCAGUGGUACACCAACCAGAACAACUUCUUCCGCAUUGUCCGUAACUUCAUCCUCGAUACCACUGGUAUGACAUCCGUCGAGGUGCCUACCGGUAUCCAUUGGCAGGUUGCACAGGCAACCACUCUGCAGAACAUCCACUUCGAGGGUUCCCAGAACGAGACCAGGAAGGACCGUGGUAUCUUCAUGGAGAACGGGUCUGGCGGGUUUAUGAGCGAUCUCUCCUUCAACGGUGGUAACGAGUGUGCAUUCAUGGGAAACCAACAGUUCAUGACCCGUAACUUCACCUUUACCAACUGCAAGACUGCAAUCAUGAUGGUCUGGAACUGGCAAUGGACCUUCAAGUCCGUUAACAUCCAGGACUGCGGCGUUGGUAUUGAUAUCUCGUCUGUGGAUGCAAAAACUGGAUCGGCAACUCUUGGUUCGAUGAUUGUUCUUGACUCCUCCAUCUCCAACACCCCAAUCGGUAUCCGCACAAACAAGACCUCGAUCUCCACCCUAGAUGCUGCGGGCACGGUCAUUCUCGAUAACGUCCAGUUCAACAACGUCCCCAAGGCUGUUUUCAACAUCGGUAACAAUGCUACCAUCCUUUCCGGAGAAGGUGAUACUACCAUCGACCUCUGGGGCCAGGGCAGAGACUACUCUGGUGGAAAUGGCACUGUUGCUUCAGUCCAGGGAGUUCUUACCCGUAACGUUGAAAAGCCUGCAACGCUUCUUACAUCUGGCUCAGAGACCAUCUUCGAGCGCACAAGACCCCAUUACGAGGAUGAGGAUGUUUCAAAUUUUGUCUCCGUCAAGGAACUUGGUGCCAAGGGUGACGGUGUGACUGAUGAUACCGAGGUUCUCAGGACUGCUUUCAAGGAAAAUGCGGACUCAGGGAAGAUCAUCUACUUUGACCACGGAGUGUACAUUGUCUCUGACACUGUCUUCGUUCCCACUGGAACUCGUGUCGUUGGUGAGGCUUGGUCUGUCAUUAUGGCCAAUGGUGAUGCUUUCAAAGAUACCAAGGGUCCUCAAAUUGGUGCAGUGCUCCUUGAGUGGAACUCCGCCGACCCAGAAGGCGAACAAGGUGUUAACGCCAUGUGGGACGUCCAUUUCCGUGUGGGUGGCUCCGCUGGUACCGACUUGAACAACGCUGAAUGUCUGGCAAACGAGCUUGGUGCCGGAACUGGAAACGGCACCGCCCGUAUCACAACACCAAACACCAGCUGCUUUGCCGCUUUCAUGCUGAUGCACAUUGGAAAGACUGCUAGUGUCUACAUGGAGAACGUCUGGGCGUGGACCAGUGAUCAUGCUCUUGAUGCCCCAUUCAACCGUGUCACCCUCUACAACGCCCGUGGUAUCUAUGCCGAGAGCGAGGUUGGCCCAGUCUGGAUGUACGGUGUCGCAUCAGAGCACAAUGUCCUCUACCAGUACCAGUUCCAGAACACCAGCAACGUCUUCAUGGCUGUCGGCCAGACCGAGACUCCCUACUAUCAGUCUAACCCUGUCGCCACUGGUAUCUUCCCCGUCGACAAUGAGUUCAACGACCCUACCUACGAGACUUGCACCACUGCCUCCUGCCGCAAGUCAUGGGGUCUCAGAAUCCUUGAGAGCUCGGAUAUGCUGGUGUACGGUGCAGGACUCUACUCUUUCUUCGAGGACUAUAGCACAAACUGUAGCAGCAGGGCUGGGGGCUCAAACUGCCAAGAGAACAUGUUGGAGAUUCAGGACAGCACCUCCAUCAGUUUGAUGAACAUUAACACCAUUGGUGUCAUCAACAUGGUCACGCUGGAUGGAGAGCCAGCUGUUCAGGCGUCAGAUAACAGGAACUCCAUGGCAGAUACCCUUAUUAGGUUCGAUGUGGUCUAA
Morchella importuna is the source of this 2457-nucleotide messenger RNA. RefSeq lists its product as uncharacterized. The record is from RefSeq and is a predicted model, not a curated record. The transcript has 4 exons. The coding region runs from base 1 to 2457 and encodes 818 amino acids. Gene Ontology annotation, molecular function: polygalacturonase activity. Lineage: Eukaryota; Fungi; Ascomycota; Pezizomycetes; Pezizales; Morchellaceae.